GUCUAAUCUCUCGCUUUAAAACUGAACGGGUGAAAUAAAAUUUGUAAGCAAUGACUAAAAUUAAGUAGAAACUGCACGGAACUUUGUUAGUGACAGAUCCGAUAGCAUUUGUUUGGAGGGUUAUUCUAUACGUGGAAAAGUGAGUCGUGACUAGAGAUACCAUUCACCAUGCGGACCAUUGCGGUUUACUUUUUGACGUUUAUUGCAAUGUGUUCCAUGGAUGGAUUCCAGUCCAGAAAAAUCGCAUCCAAUGAUCGCGCGAAAAACGCGCAGAACGAUGACUUUGAUUUCCUGUUGUUUGCGCAACAAUGGCCGGCGUCAGCUUGUGUGGAUGGACAUUUUACCGCGAGUGCGACAUGUGGUUUCCCGCCUGGAUUAUCGCAGACGGGUUGGACCGUUCACGGUUUAUGGCCGUCCAAAAUCAAAUCGAUGGGUCCGGACACAUGCAGCCGAACGGCAUUCAAAGCGGACAUCCUGAAACCGCUCAUGCAGGACCUGCAGACCGUGUGGCCCAACCUGAUCACCAGCAAACCAGAUGACAGCUUCUGGGCCCACGAAUGGACCAAGCACGGCACUUGUGCCGCUAGCGUACCCGCCCUGGCCGGCGAGUUCAACUACUUCAACAAACUGCUGCAGUUCUACAAACAGUACAACCUGUACAACGCCCUGCAGGCGGCCAACAUUGUGCCCAGCGUCAGCAAGACCUACACCCAGGACGCCGUGAUGGCGGCGCUGCGCAAAGGAUUUAAUAAGCAAGUGGGCGUGCAUUGCGCGUACCGCAAGGAUACCCAGCAGCAUUAUUUGGCAGAAAUCCGGCUUUGUUUGACGAAGGAUCUGACGCUGAUGGACUGCCCGCAAGAUAUUAUGCGACGAGAAACGGCGUCGUGUCCGAAGAACGGGCGGUUGCUGUAUCCACCGCUGCCGCCUAGUGCCAGCCGCACGUCGAAUCGCGCUGGCGGUCGCGGAAGAAAUCCACGCGGACCAUAAUAGCGAAUAUCUGCACUGCUGUGGAGGAUAAUGAUAUACAAUACAAUAGUAUACGUGUGCUUUCUGAUUAUUUAUACACGUGUUAGUUUAUGUACUUGAGAGAUGUAACACAUAAUCUCGUUCUGGAAGGUCACUCCUCGUUUGCUAAC
Molecule: messenger RNA, 1136 nt
Organism: Paramacrobiotus metropolitanus
Lineage: Eukaryota; Metazoa; Tardigrada; Eutardigrada; Parachela; Macrobiotidae
Product: ribonuclease Oy-like
Exons: 3
Coding region: 169-987 (272 amino acids)
Biological process (GO): RNA catabolic process
Cellular component (GO): extracellular region
Molecular function (GO): RNA binding; ribonuclease T2 activity
Source: RefSeq, a predicted model, not a curated record